Molecule: messenger RNA, 1823 nt
Organism: Mangifera indica (mango)
Lineage: Eukaryota; Viridiplantae; Streptophyta; Magnoliopsida; Sapindales; Anacardiaceae
Product: prostaglandin E synthase 2-like
Exons: 6
Coding region: 297-1268 (323 amino acids)
Cellular component (GO): mitochondrion
Molecular function (GO): prostaglandin-E synthase activity
Source: RefSeq, a predicted model, not a curated record
AUGCCAAAUCAAACCGUUUGAAGUCGAAUAAAUUUCAAGAUGGACGUUAUUCAAAUUCCGAUCGGGGGUAAAUGCACUCUGAUUAUGGUUUAGUUUGGUAGAAUUUGUGGUAGCAGUUGUUGAAUCGUGGAAUUGUCAAAACCCUAAACCCUGGUCAGUUUUAAAUCGUAACCAAACACCGACUGUACAAAUAAUUUGCUUUCAGCUCUUAAAAAUGUAUUACGUUGUAUACACAGAAUCGUACAACCUUCUAGAGUGAGCGGCGGCAAGCGAUUCUGCAAUUCAGUUUUGUCGCGAUGAGGAGAGUUGAGGGAGCGUUUACACUCAGCCGAGCGGCUCGAGCUGUUACAAGGGGCGCUGCCUCCUCCACUCAACAUAGUUUGCCUCACGUCGCUCCCUUUUCCACAUUCUCAUCUUCCACCUCUCGAAGUUUCGCUCAAAAGAUCGCUGAUCGGUUCGGAAAGGCGAGUCCCUCUGUAGCUGGAGCCGUUGCGGGCUUCUCUGUCGCUACCUCCUCUCUGGCUCAAGACGUUCACGCCAAGGAGCCGCCACACUCUCACAACAACUUCCUCCCGAAAGACGUUGUUCUUUACCAAUAUGAAGCUUGCCCUUUCUGCAACAAAGUUAAAGCAUUCUUGGAUUACUAUAAUAUUUCUUACAAAGUGGUGGAGGUCAAUCCCAUAAACAAAAAAGAGAUCAAGUGGUCUGAUUAUAAGAAGGUGCCCAUACUGACCGUUGAUGGGGAACAGAUGGUUGAUUCUUCAGAUAUAAUUGGUAACUUGUUCCGUAGGAUUCAUCCCGAUAGCUCUUCUCCUGAAAGUGAUGUAGAGAAGAAGUGGCUUGGCUGGGUGGAUAAUCACUUGGUGCAUGUUUUAUCACCGAACAUUUAUCGAACCACUUCUGAGGCACUUGAGUCCUUUGACUACAUCACCACUCAUGGCAAUUUUAGCUUUACUGAGAGGUUAGUAGCAAAGUAUGCUGGAGCAACUGCUAUGUAUUUCGUAUCAAAGAAACUGAAGAAGAGACACAAUAUCACUGAUCCGCGUGCCGCAUUGUAUGAAGCAGUGGAAACAUGGGUGGAUGCCUUAAAGGGCCGGCAAUAUCUUGGUGGCUCUGAACCAAAUUUAGCCGAUCUUGCAGUUUUUGGUGUUCUGAGGCCAAUUCGACACCUUCAAUCUGGUAGAGAUAUGGUGGAACAUACCCACAUUGGUGAAUGGUACUCUCGAAUGGAAAGCAGUGUGGGUGACUCCUCAGGAAUUCGGGAGUAAGAGAGAUGAUUUUGCUCUUUGGUCCUAAGUUGGAAUAUGAUUGAGUGUGGUACUAACAGACUACCACUGAAAGAGAGCAAAUAAGAGUAGAAUAACUAUUUUCUGUUGAUUGGAAUAUGAGUAAGUUGUAUGCGUCUGAAUCUUUAUAUUAUUGGUUUAUUGCUCUUUGCCGUUCAUUUUAACCCACAUGCAUUUACUCCCUGAACUGUUAGUGUCCCUGUAAUUGUUUUGAGUUUUUUUAUGUCGUACACUCAAUCGUGAUGCAGAUGGUUUGGCCUACAACAUUAUUUUUAGUAGUUUUCACCUAUCAGCUUUGACCUUUGUGAGGCGUUUUAUUUUUUACUAGCCUUUAGAAACAAGCUUUGGUCAAAUCUUGAGUGAGUGAGUUGGGAGAGGGAGAGAGAUGGGCGUCGGCAGCAUUGGAGCAAAUUUUCUGUUUAUUCUUCUCGAGACAGACCGUGAUCUAGAUGUAAUAGCAUAAUAUAUGCUCCUCAUGAAAAGAUGUGUUUGUGUACCGGAGUAAAAAAGACUUUGGGAAUCAAAGCAAAUUCGGAA